Aureobasidium uvarum is the source of this 558-nucleotide messenger RNA. The record is from the annotation of a GenBank genome assembly. Lineage: Eukaryota; Fungi; Ascomycota; Dothideomycetes; Dothideales; Saccotheciaceae.
AUGGCAGACCAAGAAACAAUCCAGACCAACUUCGACCUCGGCAUCUGGUACGCCCUGGGCCUCUGGCCCGCCCUUACCAUCGCCGUCACCAGCAACUGGGGUGGACCCGACAGCUCCGCAAAGCGCGACUGGUUCGCCGGUGCCGUGAGCGACCUUUUCGCCGAACGCCCCGAUACCGAUCAAUUCGACGUCGAAGCCGUGCUGCUGCAAGUUAUGCAGGACGAGUUCGACCUGAACGUCGAGGACGAGAGUGAAAUCCCUGUCGCCGAAGAAAUCAUGAAGCUUAGGAAAGAGACUGCCGAUGGUGACUUCUCUGGCUUCGAGGCUGUCAAGAGGAGGUUUGAGGAGCGUGGAGGAAGAGUCCCUCAGAACCUUCAGGUUGUCGAGCACAAGCACGACGACGACGAGAGCAGCGAAGAGGACAGCGAUGACGAUGACGAUGACGAUGUUGAGAUGGGUGAUGCUGCUCCUGCUCUUGUUUCUGCGCCGCGCGAAAGACAAGAGCCCGAGGUCGACGAUGAUGGCUUCACCAAGGUUGUCGGCAAGAAGAAGAGAUGA